ACUGUUCAUAAAUCUGUAAAUAAUAAAUAUCAUAUUUUAUUUGUGGUGAUUUGUGGCAACUCGGCAAGUUGUUAGAUACUGUCAAAUUGUGUCAAAUAUAUAUUUGGAAUUUAGAGAUAAUAUGGAUAUAAUUAGUAAACUCUUAACUGCUGAGUUUCCUUUAUAAAAAUAACUUUUUUUUUUUUUGUUAAUUUCUUCGUUUUGUUAGUUAAUAAUUUUUGUAAUUUUAUAUUAACUUUAUAAUUACCUCUAUAUAAUAUAAAAUUAAACAAAAACAAAUUUUGUCGUUGUGAGCAAGAUCCUUUUUCGCUGUCAAGUGUCAACCUUGUUUGUAAAGAAAAGCGGUUUUGUCAUUAUUUAUUUUCAAUCGUGUAUAUUAAAACUUUAAUUAUACACAGAUAUUUUUAUUAUUUAAAACUAGACUUGAUAAGUAUUGUGUGUGUUUGAUAUUUAAUUGUAUACAAUAACUUUUAGUGAAACAUCAAAUAAAAACAAUAAAUAAAUAUUGACAUUAUUUUGUAUAUAUUUUUGACGUCUAAAUUUACAUUGAUAUAUUUAUGCAUGGACAUCCGUUGCUGAUUUUUUUUUACUGUUAAUCUUGAAAAAAAAAUGGCCGCUGCAUUGACUGUCGAGCAAGAGCAAGUAACUAAAAAAUUCAUAGAAGCAGUUAAUAAAAAUCAGUCUAGUCCAGUUUCAUGGAGUACAGCGGUUAAAUUUUUAUUGGCAAGAAAAUUUGAUAUAUCAAGAGCAAUAUCAUUGUAUGAGCAACAUGAAGCUACCAGACGUCUCGAAAAUCUUUCAUCUCUUGUUCCAACACAAGAGCCACUUCGCAGUGAAUUGAGAACUGGAAAAUUCACAGUAUUGCCUUCGAGAGAUUCUUCAGGUGCGGCUAUUGCUAUUUUCACAGCUCAUUUGCAUAUACCACAAGAUACAUCACACCAGACGACCUUGCAGGUCAGUAUUCAACCUGGUAUAGUUUAUCAGCUUGAUGCUGCAUUGGAAAGUGUUGAAACACAACGUCAUGGUUUAGUUUUUAUUUAUGAUAUGUCAGACAGCAAAUAUCAGAAUUUCGAUUACGAUUUAUCUCAAAAAAUUCUCACACUUUUAAAGGGAGGUUACCCAGCAAAAUUAAAAAAAGUGCUUAUUGUCACAGCACCUUUGUGGUUUAAAGCACCUUUUAAAAUACUUCGACUUUUUGUUAGAGAAAAAUUACGUGAUCGUGUAUUUACUGUUUCAUCACCACAAUUAACACUUCAUAUACCACGUGAAUCUUUACCAAAACCUCUAGGUGGAACAUUGGAAAUUCAGCAUGAAGACUGGUUGUUGCAUUGCUUCAAAUCCAUGACGAAUCGAAGCGGUAGUGAAUUUUGUGAGGUUAACCCUCAUGUGGGUAAUCCUUUAUCAUCAACAUUAAAGUCACCAAAUAAUCAAGAAUCUCAAAAUAAAAAUAUAAGCAUUCCAACAACACCAACAAGUGAAAAAUUUAAUAUUCAAAAUAAUAGUGAUGUUGAGAUAGCAAAUAGAGAUUGUUGGAUAGCAAGUGAUGAAGCACCAUCACCAAUUCAACCUCCAUCAUCAGCAAGUUCUGGCUUUAGUGAUGAUGAUAGUUUACAUGGAGAUUUGGGUUUACAAGCAAUAACAAUUGAACAAUUUAUUGAAACAAUACAUACACGUGGUAGAGCUGGUCUUCUUGCUGAGUAUGCUGAAAUUCGUCAACGUCCACCAGAUGGUUCAUUUGAAAUUGCAAAAUUACGUCCAAAUCAACCAAAAAAUCGUUACAGAGAUGUACUCUGUUAUGAUCAUAGUCGUGUAUGUUUAUCACAAAUUAAUGAUAUAAAUCAAUCUGAUUAUAUAAAUGCAAAUUUUGUUGAUGGUUAUAAACAAAAAAAUGCAUUUAUCAGUACACAAGGACCAUUACCAAAAACAUGUGGUGAUUUUUGGAGAAUGGUUUGGGAACAACAAACACUUGUUAUUGUUAUGACAACAAGAGUUAUUGAACGUGAUUUUACAAAAUGCGCGCAAUAUUGGGGACCUGGACUUGGUGAUGAAUUUUCAGCUGGUGAUUUUACAGUUACAACAUUGGAAGUAAAUACAAAUCCUGAUUAUACAAUAUCUAUGCUUCUUUUAACUAAUGACAAGACUGAAGAAACACGAGAAGUUUCUCAUAUGCUGUAUACUGCCUGGCCUGACUAUGGAGUGCCACAAUCAGCCAAAGCACUUCUUCAAUUUUUAUCACUUGUCAGACAACAACAAAAUAAAUUAUUAGCAAAUAGAGGAGAUACUUGGGCUGGUCAUCCUCGAGGACCACCAAUUGUCGUGCAUUGCAGUGCUGGUGUUGGCCGAACAGGAACAUUUUGUACAUUAGACAUUUGCAUAUCUCGACUUGAAGAUACUGGUACUGUUGAUAUACGUGGUACAGUUGAAAAAAUAAGAGCACAACGUGCUUACAGUAUUCAAAUGCCUGAUCAGUAUGUAUUUUGUCAUCGUGCAUUAGCAGAGUAUGCUUUGUCAAGAGGUUUAUUAAGUCAAAAAUAUCUUGCUAUGUUACCACCAACAAUUGAAGAAGAUGCUGAUUAAAAUUUACCAAAUUUGUAUUUAAAAAAAGGAAACGUAUUAUAAACCAAUUGCACUAAGCUCAAUUGGACAAAUUUAUCCUUCAAAAUUUUAAUGGCCAUUGAAGAUAGUACAUGUUUCAAAUAAUUCAUAACAUCUUUGCUACUGUCAAUCUAUAUAAUUACUAAAAAUUCAAAUUGGUAAUUAUAAUAAUCAUUGCCAAUAUUUUAUUGAAAAGAUGCUAUAAAAUUUUGUAUCAUGAAUCAGUUUGUUUAAUUUAUUAUUUCUUUUAUUAUUUUACAAAUGAGUCAUAAAUUAUUUUUAAAAAAAAUUUUAUAUCUAUUCAAAUUAUUAAAAUAAAUACAGAUGUUUUUUAGAUGAUUAAUUUUUCAUGUACUAUUUACUAUACAUAGUCACAAAACUCAGUGUUCAUUUUAUGAGUGUUCUUCUUCCUUUUUUUUUUUUGAAAAAAAAUCAAUAUAAAAUUAUUUUAUAUCUUAUUCUCUAGUUUUUAAAAUAUAUCAUAAUUAAAUUUAAUUUCUUCGAAUAAAUGUAAUGUGUGAUGGUUUUCAUGUUUGUCGAAAAAAAUAAAAUAUAAAACAGCCAAUUAAAAAAACCAAAAAUAUAUAAAAAAAAAAAAAACAUUCGAUGCUGUUUUGGCCUUCAACAAAUGUUCUAGUCUUACAAAAUCAGUAAUAAUUCAAGAACGUGAAGCGUUUUAUUCUCUACUUUUAAAUGUACGUUUAUUUAUAUAUUUUUUUUUUUUUUAUUUUUUAUAUUAAUUUCUAAAAUGCAACAUUUAAUUUUUGGUAAAAAAUUGUAUACAUGUUUUUCAUUUUUUAAAAAAAUGUUUCACAUAAAAUUAUUGAAUCUUGUGUGACCAAAGAGUGUAAUAAUUUAUCAAGAUUUUACCAGGCUGAUGUAUUUUUUAAAUAAAAUAAAAAUUUGUUAAAAAUUGUAAUUCAUUAAAUUUAUAAAUAAGCCGACUGAAAAAAAAAAAAUUUCUCAAUUAAAAUGAGAUAAAUAUUUGUUCAAAAAUGUACAUGAGUAUAAAUUAAAAUUAUUUCCAAAUUUUAUUAACGCUCUUUCAUCAAUCAUAAACUGUUUUACAGUUUAAAAGAUAAAAAAAAUUAAUUUGUAUGUUUCUAGAUUUAUAUUUGAAGAAUAUAUUAUAUAUACUUGAAAAUACAAAUAAAAAAAAAAAAAUGUAUAUAUUCAUCAAGAAAAACAUCUGAAAAAAAUCAUUAAAAUUAGUGUCGAAAAAAAAAAACUUUAUAUUAUAUUCUAUAAUCUAUGAAAAAUAAAAAAAUUUAACAAAAAAAAAAA
Messenger RNA from Aphidius gifuensis, 3879 nucleotides. RefSeq names its product tyrosine-protein phosphatase non-receptor type 9-like. The record is from RefSeq and is a predicted model, not a curated record. The transcript has 9 exons. Gene Ontology annotation, biological process: protein dephosphorylation. Gene Ontology annotation, molecular function: protein tyrosine phosphatase activity. Lineage: Eukaryota; Metazoa; Arthropoda; Insecta; Hymenoptera; Braconidae. The coding region runs from base 610 to 2577 and encodes 655 amino acids.